Spodoptera exigua (beet armyworm) is the source of this 3367-nucleotide messenger RNA. The record is from the annotation of a GenBank genome assembly. Lineage: Eukaryota; Metazoa; Arthropoda; Insecta; Lepidoptera; Noctuidae.
AGAUAUUGGUUAUACAAAUGCGAUGUUGUGAUAUGGCAACUCUGAUGAAGUCUAAAAAGCCUAAAACUAAAUGCCAAUAAGUAAUGGAUAAAAAAAUUGUCAGUGACAAGUGAAUUGAUAGAAAAUCCCAUUUCAUUUCAUGAAAGAAACGUAGAGAGAGAACGAUGAGAUUAUCUUGUCUUAAAAGCAAAUGUUGAGUGCUAUUUAUAAUAAAAGCAAUAAGUAAUCCAGCAAUACCUAAAUAAUCAGUAUGGCGGAAACUGAUAAUCUUAAUUCUUCUAACAGUCCCCCAGGCGAAGUCACAAAUGAAAACAGUGUUGUGGAAGCGAAUAUAUCUUCUGAAGAUGCUGUUGAUGUCAAUGCCCAAAUCGAUGAACAAAGGCGCAGGAUGCAGCCAACUAAGAUGGAAUCAUUUUUCGCCAUCACGAAGUCCUUGAUUAUUAGAGCAUUAGUGGUUUAUUUCAUAACUUCCAUGUUUCGGCAACCAUCAGCGCCCAAGACUGACUUAAGCAAUCCUACAGCAGCCCCUCGGGUUCCCGCUAUCAAUAUGUUUGCUAACGGGACUGUUUUAGAUAUGUAUUGCUAUGUAUCAGAAAGAGAAUUUUAUUCAAACUUAGAUGACUCUGAUUUAAUUUGGAAACAAACUGGAAUUAUUUAUGGUGACUGGCUUGGAGGCCCUAAUAAUGAUGGUACCUUCACUCACUCUACCACCAUUAAGCCUUCUGAUUCAUUAAAGAACAAUGGAUCAAUUUAUCUUCAUGUUUUUGUGGUACAAUCUGGAAAAUCACCUGACCCUAAAAAUAAAAAUGAUUAUGGUGGACCAUAUAUUACAUAUGGGAAAAAAAUGCUUAAUAAAUACAAGAAAUUGCGCUAUAUGAAGACACACAAUUUACUGACAGGGCAAACAGAAAAAUCGGCUGAAGAAAUAAUUAAAGCUGAAACCCUUAAAGAGGAAAUAGUAUCACAUUGGCAUCCAAAUUUAACUGUCAAUUUGGUAACAGACCAAACUAAUUGGAUGCAAGGGAGUGUUCCACCUCCAUUAGAUGAGUUCAUCUUCUUUUUACCAGAUGGAAAACAGUAUAAGCCUGCAGUUUUCUUGAAUGACUACUGGAAUAUGAUGCGAGAUUAUGUACCAAUCAACAAAACUUCUGAAUUAUUGAAUCUUGAGCUUACAUUUCAACCUUUGAGUCUGUUUAAAUGGCAGUUGUAUACUGCUCAAGCAAUGAGAGACAAAUUGAGUAUGUUUUCAGCACUAGGGGCUGAAGAGCAAGAUGAAGAGCAAGACACCGUCAAGGAAUUGCUACUUGACACUUCGCCAUACUUGCUUGCACUUACUAUCAGUGUUUCAGUUUUACAUUCAAUAUUUGAAUUACUUGCUUUUAAAAAUGAUAUCCAAUUCUGGAACAAUAGGCAGUCACUUGAAGGUCUUUCUGUCAGAUCAGUAUUUUUCAAUGUUUUCCAAUCUACAGUAGUGUUACUGUAUGUUCUUGAUAAUGAAACUAAUGUCAUGGUCAGAAUUUCAUGUUUCAUUGGUCUGCUUAUUGAGGUCUGGAAAAUUAACAAAGUUAUGGAUGUGAAGAUAAAUAGAGAGGAGCGUAUAUUUGGCAUACCAAAACUUAGUUUUACUGAUAAAGGAUCUUAUGUUGAAUCUAGUACAAAGCAAUAUGAUAUGUUGGCUUUUCGCUACCUGAGUUGGGCAUGCUUCCCACUUCUAAUUGGAUAUGGUGUGUACUCAUUGUUAUACCAGGAACAUAAAGGGUGGUAUUCUUUCAUAUUGAACAUGAUGUAUGGAUAUUUAUUGACAUUCGGAUUCAUCAUGAUGACACCUCAACUGUUUAUCAAUUAUAAAUUGAAGUCAGUAGCACAUUUGCCUUGGCGUAUGAUGACAUACAAGUUCCUUAAUACAUUCAUAGAUGAUAUCUUCGCCUUUGUCAUUAAAAUGCCAACAAUGUACCGUUUGGGCUGCUUUAGAGAUGAUAUUGUGUUUUUCAUCUUUUUGUACCAACGUUGGAUCUACAAGGUUGACCAUAAGCGGGUCAAUGAAUUUGGUUUCUCUGGUGAGAUGGAACAACAGCAGAAACAAGUAAAGAAUGGUACUCCAGCUAUUUUAGAAGCAGAGCAACCAGCUGAUAAGAAGAAUGAUUAAAUAAAAUUUAAUGUAAAUUAUCUUAGUCACAAGACAACCUCUCACUUAUUUUGAGUAUUUAGUGGUGGUGUGCCCAUAGCCAAAGCAUAGUUCUGAUUACAAAAAAAGCUGUGGUAGAUUAUGAGAAAUAUCUAUAUAAAUUCUAAUAAGAUAUCCUGAUAGUUGAAUAUUACUUCUACAUGUUAAUGAUUAAUAUUAAAUGUUCCCUUGAAUAAAAAAAAGUAUCUUGAGAUAGCUAAUGCUCUUUCAAAUCAACUUCAAUGACAUCUCAAUGGAUAAUGCUUUAUUUUGCAAAUAGUACGAAUUAAUUUGGGUUCGUCAUUGUCACAUAAAUAUGUAUUAGAAAACUAAAUUUAUGUGCAUAAGGCAAAAGCUUUUGAUAUAGUAUUUGUGCUGUUGGUGUAUAGUAUAUAAAAUUAUUCAGUUUGUGUUUGGAUUUCUUUUUAUCAAUAUGCUCCUUUAAUUUUUACAAUUGUGGAUUUAUAUAAAUUAAUUGUGUCAUGGUUUUCAAGUAUUAUUUCCAGAAUAAAAAAAUGACCUGUUAUAAGAGAUUUAGAUAAGAAUCUUGUUGUUACCAAUGCCAUGCAAACAAACUGGGCACUGCGAGAUAAAAGACAUUUUGAUUAAAGCAACAAGUAAUUAUUUAAAAUGUUAAAUUAUUGAAUUAGUUAAGAAGAAGGUUGUGCGAUAAGCAAUUGUUCUUGAUCUUCGUUUCUUUAUUUUUUAAUGUUAACAUUGUGUAUGUGCAUUGUUCUUCAGGUAGUACAUUUCUAUUAAGUAAUCUUAUAAGAAUAGUUAUACUAAAGUAUUGACACUUGCAAGUAUUCUAGUAAUUCACUCUCUAACAAUAUGUUUCAAUUUGAUAAACUAGAUAAAGUGAAUUUGAAAAGCAAACCUAGAAAAUGAUUGCGUAUGCGUUGUUUGCAGUAGAUAAAAUGUUGACAAAGAUAUUCUGCUGUUACUUGGUGCCUAUGGCACUACUUGCACCAUUUUUUAAAUUAUACCAGAGUAAAUAUAAUAGUCGAAGUACAUACCUACUUUGUUUACACUUACAAGUGUCAAUGAACAAGUUUGCAUUCAUAUUAAUUAAUGUUAUUAAUUAAUAUGAAUUACUUAUUCAAUUUUUAUUAUUAUUAUAAAAUAUUUAAUGUACAUGUUUGUGUUUUGAUGACACAAUGAUUUUUCUGAUAAAUUAUUUGGAGCACAAUAUAUUUAUUUUAC